AAACGCGCAAGUGGAAAAUUUUAAAAUUUAAGUUUAUUAAAAACAAAAAAAUAAAAAAGAAGUGAGAUUAUUUGAUAAUAAUAAUAAAACUGAAAACUACUUUGUGGAUUAACUGGAGUUCUUUGGUGAAAAAACUAUAAACCACAAGAUUGCAUCAAAUAACUUCACCAAAAUGUCGCAACCAAAAAAAAACAAAAGCUUGACAGCACGUUGAUGGCCAUAUUAACAAAAAUAGAAACUAUUCAAGAAGAUUUUAAAGAAAUUGAAACUCAUAUACUUCAAAACAAUAACAAUGAUUCUACGCAGCAAAAUCUUCUUUUAGACAAACUAUCAAAUCAAAAUGUUAAUGUGAGUAACAUUUUGGCAGAACAAACAAUUGCAUUUAAAUCUAUUAUUACAUCACUCUGGCAAAACCCAAAACAUCUUCAGCGUUUUCCAAUAGACUCCGAAGAUGAAUUGAAGGAGUGGGAAAAUGCCAUUGACAAUGAUAACAAAUGUGGAAUAAUUCAUGCAGUUAAAUGUUUACUGGGAAAAGGAGGUAUAAGAAAAAAAUGUAUUUUAAGCCUACACUUAAUCCUCAGUUAUAAUCUUCACGGAACUCACAACAAGAAGAGACUGUAUAGUUACAACAAAGUAAUGGAUGUUCUCUUACAAUAUCAAGAAGAUCUACAUAUGUCACAUUUAAAGCAAAAAAUGAAACUUUAA
This is a messenger RNA of Lucilia sericata (common green bottle fly), 705 nucleotides long. RefSeq lists its product as uncharacterized. The transcript is spliced from 6 exons. The record is from RefSeq and is a predicted model, not a curated record. NCBI's taxonomy places the organism in Eukaryota, Metazoa, Arthropoda, Insecta, Diptera, Calliphoridae. Bases 214 to 705 code for a protein of 163 amino acids.